AUGAUUAAAUUUAUAGUAGGAAUAAUAUGCUAUUAUAUACUGUAUUGUUCUUAUCAUGUUUAUGAAAAUAUAAGAACACCUAUCUAUGACCAUACAAGAGAUAUAAAAAAUUCAAAAAAACAGAGUAACAAUAAUAAUUUAUACGGAAAUAAUAUAUAUAAACCUUUUAAAAAUGUAUUAACAAAGAAGGAUAAAAUAGACUAUCAUAUAUACUUAUCAUGUGUAGAAGAUAUUGAUUUAAAUAAAUAUAUAGAUGAAAAAUAUAUCGAUUAUGACAGAAAUUUUAUAAAAGUUUUUUAUCUGAAAAAUGCAAGAUACAACUGGGAUGAGUCACAGAUAAAUCAAAUAUGGAAAUGGAUAUUCUUUUCGGAGCAUAUAUAUCCAUCAGUUGAUAUUGUUAUUCCCAAAAGAUUAAUUAAUAUGAAUAAAAAUAUUUACAUGCACAUAAUUACUUAUGUAAAUGAUGAAUUAUAUAGACAUGGAUUUGUUACAAAUCUUUUAACAAAAACUAAAAAAGGUAUAAAAGAACAAGGAAAAAAAAAAAAAAAAUAUUUAUGGAAAAUUUUUUUUGAUGAUGAGUAUGAUGAUGAUGAGUAUGAUGAUGAUGAGUAUGAUGAUGAUGAAGGAGAAGAUGAGGAACAAGAAGAAGAGGAAGAAGAGGAGGAAGAAGAGGAAGUGGAAGAAGAGGAUAGGGAAAGAAAGAACAAAAUAGAGGGAGGGAAAAAUGUAGUAAAGAAAGUAAAAAUGAGUAAUUCUUUGUAUAUUCCUAAAAGGAUUAGAUUUGGCCCAGUUAUUGAAUUUAACGAUAUAAAUAUUAAUAAACUAGGCUUUUUUUCAAACGUUUUUGUAGAUAAGUCAACAAAUACUUAUUUAUUACCAACAUAUUUUAAUAAUCAUUUGACUCCUGAGGAUGAAUAUGAAUUACUUUUAAAAGAAAGAGGAGUAGAUGAUGAUGAAGAAGAAGAUGAGGAAGAGGAAGAAGAAGAAGAAGAAAGGAAAGGAAAACAUGGGAAUCGUGUAAAAAAUGGAAACCAUAGAAAAAGGAACAAUCCCUAUAGAAAUAAUAAACAUGUAUACGAAAUUACGGUGGAAUAUGCACCAAUAAGUUACACCUAUUUUAACUUGUAUAAUAUAAUAAUAUUUAAUAUGAAUCACCUAAAAGAGAAAUAUAGUUAUACCUCGUACGAUUUGGAUAGCUUGACUAUAUUUUUAUGUGGAAAUAUUUAUUUAUGUGUCUUUAUAUAUAUAAUUUGUAUAAUUCAUAUAAUACUAAAUAUAAUAGCUUUAUUAUUUAAUAUAGAAAGUUGGAAUAAAUUAAAUGAUUUAUAUUCCUUUUUACCAAAUACUACUUAUUACAAAUUAUUUUUUACCUUCUGUAUUUUCUUAUAUUUAAAAAAUAAAAAUAGUUGCAAAAUCCUUAUGGUCUUUUGUGUACUAAAAAUGGCUGUGUGUAUAUGGAAAGUAAUAAGCAAAUAUGAUAUACAUUUCUUACCAAUCCAUCCGUAUGUAUAUAUUGGUAAUAAUAAACCCUCGAUAGAAAACAAGAAUUUAAAUGUAGACGUAUUAGAAAACAAAAUCAAAAUGAAAAUACAGAAUUUUAUGAUCAGUUCAAUAAUACUAAUUCUUACUUAUAACUUUUUAUACAACCUGUAUGAUUCCUUUUAUUCAUUUAUUAUACACACCUUAGGAAUAUAUUCAUAUAUUUUUAAUUUUAUUUUUAUGUGCCCACAAAUAAUAAAAAAUUAUUGCACUAAGACAGUUCAGCAUAUUCCAGUAUUCUACUUUUUCAUGCUUUUUUUAAAUGCUCUUAUGGAUGAUUUGUUCUCUCUCCUGUUAAGAAUGCCAACAAUACAUAAGUUUAAAGCGUUCGGAGAUGAUAUAAUUUUUUUAAUUUUUUUAGUGCAGUACUGUGUGUAUAAAAAAGGACAGAUAUGUAUAAGCCCUCCUCAAGGCGGUAAAGUGCCAAAGGAAUCAAAAAAGAAGAAAUGA
Plasmodium malariae is the source of this 1989-nucleotide messenger RNA. RefSeq names its product serpentine receptor, putative (gene SR1). Gene Ontology annotation, cellular component: membrane; endomembrane system. The record is from RefSeq and is a predicted model, not a curated record. Bases 1 to 1989 code for a protein of 662 amino acids. The transcript has a single exon. NCBI's taxonomy places the organism in Eukaryota, Apicomplexa, Aconoidasida, Haemosporida, Plasmodiidae.